Corvus hawaiiensis (hawaiian crow) is the source of this 5800-nucleotide messenger RNA. It is a transcript of the gene RAB43, whose product is annotated as RAB43, member RAS oncogene family. The coding region runs from base 67 to 714 and encodes 215 amino acids. The record is from RefSeq and is a predicted model, not a curated record. Lineage: Eukaryota; Metazoa; Chordata; Aves; Passeriformes; Corvidae. Gene Ontology annotation, biological process: protein secretion; regulation of exocytosis. Gene Ontology annotation, molecular function: GTP binding; GTPase activity. The transcript is spliced from 3 exons.
GGGCGGCGGGCGCUGCGCAGAGCCGGCUGCCCUCGGCCGCGGGCGGAGGCCGGAGCACACCCCGCCAUGCCCGGAGUGGCCGCGCUGGGCGCCGGCCCCGACCCCGAGGAGAGCUACGACUUCCUCUUCAAGCUGGUGCUGAUCGGGGACGCCAGCGUGGGCAAGACCUGCCUGGUGCAGCGCUUCAAGACCGGGGCCUUCGCCGAGCGCCAGGGCAGCACCAUCGGCGUGGACUUCACCAUGAAGAGCCUGGAGAUCCAGGGCAAGCGGGUGAAGCUGCAGAUCUGGGACACGGCUGGCCAGGAGAGGUUCCGGACCAUCACGCAGAGUUACUAUCGCAGCGCCAACGGGGCCAUCCUGGCCUACGACAUCAGCAAGAGAGGCUCCUUCCUGUCCAUCCCUCGCUGGAUCGAGGAUGUCAGGAAGUAUGCUGGCUCCAACAUAGUGCAGUUACUGAUCGGGAACAAGUCUGACCUAAGUGACCUUAGAGAGGUUCAGCUGGAAGAAGCUCAGAGCCUGGCUGAACACUAUGACAAUAUCAUCUGUGCCAUAGAGACCUCUGCCAAGGACUCCAGCAACGUGGAGGAGGCCUUUGUGAAGAUGGCUACGGAGCUCAUGAUGAGGCAUGGAGGGCCCAUGUUCAGUGAGAAGAACACUGACAGCAUCAGGCUUGACAGCAAAGCCCUUGUAGAAGGCUGGGGGUGUGGUUGCUGAUAAGAGCUAGGUGAUACCCCUAACUUUACUGGAAUUUAGACGGUGCUUCACCCUAAUGCUGAGUAGCAUGGUAGCCAUAUUCUCCUCCUCCUCCUGUGAAACCAGCAAUUUUGUAGAAGUUAGACACAAUCCUGUUUGCUUUGGUGUCUUAUUUUUAAAAAGGGACUUUUGAGAGGUAGUCCUAAAAGUCAAACCCUCUGAGAAACUUACUCAACAUUUGUCCCCACCAUUUUAUUUUCUGUAACCUUCAUACGAGUUACAAGAACGGAGGAAACGACUUUGAACUUGGUAUUUUGGGGUGGGAAGACAUUUGGUUGGGGAAGAGACUGAUGCAAACCCAAAGGUCUGUAAGCAUUUUUAGCAUGGGACUGCUGGCAGAGGAGGUCACUUUUGGAACAGGCAAUCUUGAUAGUGUCUCUUCAAAUCCUCAGCACUCCACUAGUGACCAGAAAGUGACAGUGUCUUUGGUAAAGCUAUUUCAAGGGCCGUAAUAGCCAAGGUUUUGAUUACAGGACCAAAUAGCAGUCACCUGUCCUAGGCCAUGUGGAUUGCUAGUUACUACUGGGACAGGCCCAGGUGGGGGGAGCUUCUCUCAGGUUUUGUUAUCAUUUGAAGUUAGUAUUUUAGCAGAAAGCAAAACCAGCCUGAGCACUACCACGGGAUUUGCUGUCAGGCAGGAUUAGACCAGGGCAGUGAUUUAAAACAGCCUUGAGGAGAGGGUGGAUGCAUUUCAUUUGCUAUUGUUUGCACAGUGAUAACUCCUUUUUCCAGGUGGAAGUAUCACUGAGAUUUUGCCCUCAGGUCUCAUCAUUUCAUUCCACAAGUCAAGACCUGCACCACUGGAAACAAACUGGAGAAACCUUGAACUGACUGUAGCCAAGAUCUCUUGCCAUGUGCCUAAUGGUCAAACACAGGGUUCAUUCUGGCCAUCCAUUUGAUGUUAUGUUACCAGAGUGCAUAAGGGGCAUAAGUGGAUUUGAUUUUUUUAUUGGUUUUGUUUUUUAAACCACCUCUUUAAAUACUACGUGGGCAUAUAAUGGGGAAGAAGACCUCAGAACAGCUGAGAACUGCUUGCAUUGCAACUUCUUGGUUGUAAGAAACAAGUGUCUUUUUGAGUGAUUCCCUCCCAGCUUUGUACCCAAAUGUUUCCCUCUCCCUAUCACAAGUUAUCUAUUGCUUUUCAUUUCUUGAAAACAUUCAGCAGGAAAAAUCUUCCAUAGUUGAUCAAAAGUCUACAUUAAGUAAAGUAGAUUUCAGAAUCCAGCUCCAUCCAGUUCUUUCAGAUGCAGCUCUGUGGGGUAUCUUGUAGAUGCAGCUGAGGUACUGAUGGCAGCAGUCCUCUGCAUUUACACUCUCAGGCACCUUACAAAAGUGGAUUUGCAAAGAGAGCAGGAGCAGCAAUAUCUUUAACUCUGCAGAUAAAGCAAAUGUGUUCAGGGAUGGCAAGUGGUUUCUGCAAUCCUGACAAUUUGAAGGAGCUUACUUUGAAAAAGCACUCAUUCAAAGUGAAGUCACUCGUCUCUUUGAAAAAUCCAGAUCAAAAAGGACUUGAAUUGUUUUGCUACUAGGGCUGCAGCAGUUUAGUCAUCCAACAUAUCCAGUGUCAUAAAAAUUAGGAAGAUUUAGGAAAGGGCUAAUGGAUACUAAUUUUUUAAUACUAUUCAUCUUCCUGUAGCAAAUAUUAAAUCAUUCUCUGCUCUUUCUGUUUUUUAAACUGUGAGGUAGAUAACUGAGGAAUAACGUAUGCUUUGUAGCCUGUCUGCUUCUACCUAAGGGGUUAGCUUUCAAAUUUUAUAGUUGUGAGAAUGAAAAGGCCUUAAAUUUUUCAACUAGUACAGUUUUCACAAUUCUAAUGUUUUCUACAGAAGGGCAGGCUGAGCUGCAGUACUUGGUAGUGGUUUUGGAUAGUUUUCCAGGAUAUUCCCAGCUCUCCUACAUCCAGAGAUAACAGGCAGUAAAUGUCCAGCUAGACACUGAAAAUGAGAGUUGUCCAAACCUCAGAGCUGUUGGUGUAUUCCCUAUAUUCUGCUCUCAGGAGAAACUGUGAAGACAGUCCAAGCUAAAAGUCAGUCCUGGUGACUGCUUUUCCUGCUGGUGAGAUGGUCCUUAAGGUACAGAAUAUUUGCAAGCAUUUGACUUUCUCUCAUGACACGUGGCAGUUUACAUAUGGAGGUCAUGGUUCUGCUUGAACAGGGACCCCCAGAUGAGCUCAGCCUCCCUCUACCUGCAGGAUUAGUGCCAAAUUAUUUAAUGCUGACAAGAAUUCACAUGCGUUUAAGAGCAGUGUUGCUACUACUCAGACUGAAAUCCAUGGUUUACAUAGUAACUCAUCUUAAAACUGGAACAAGAAGCAAAACGAACAUAAAUCCUGCUUCCAGUGCAGCCAGUGAAUGAUUGUGUUUUUACAGUAGAUGGAGAACUGAGGAGUUACUGAUCCAUUUGCUUAGUUGUGAGUUUUGUUUAGUAAAUAAGUAGAAUUAGACCAGGCACUACACUUUUCAUUACAAUUUGCCUGGAUGUACCUCUUAAAUUAGGCUUGAAGGGUGAGGCUCUGUCUGCAGGUCAGUCUGCUUCAGUCAGAAAAUGUGCAAUUCAGCAGCAGUGAUUUGCUUGCUGUACUUUAAAUGAAGGCACCGAUUCCAAUUAGUUUUCAUUUGCUGCAGAAAACUGGAACUAUGGCUUUAAAUCAGUUUUGUCUUUUAACUCUUGGCUCUUCUGUGUUAUAACAAGUGUAGUACAAGUUUGCAUGCCCUGCUGACUGAACAAAAGGGAACAAAGCAAUAGCCUAAAGACCUGGUUUAUCUUUUAGGUUAGCAGCAGAUGUGAGUGAUGGUGCUUGGGCUGUCAGUAGUUAAAGUUUAUUUUGAUUACCAAACCCUGCCUUUGUUCACUGGCAGUAACACAGUCCUCACUAGGCUGGGAGCUUCUUGACCAGAAAUAAACAGUAAAUGUGGAGCUUUUCACUGCCCUGCUGAAGACUUUAUUAAACCUGUGACUCACACACAGCUGUGGAAUUCAGGCAUUAGGAAGAUUGUUGGUUUAACUCCAUUAAUCCUAUUGAAACCAAAAGGAUACCUGGGUGAAGAGAGUGAGGAGCAAUAAACCUGUGAUUUACGGGUAAAAACCUGACUUUCAGCUCUCAGGGUACAAAUGGACACUGAUGUACAUCGAGUGAAUAAUUCAGUAGUGCUUGUUCAGAGUUCACAGCAUAAACAUUUGCCAAGAAACCUGUUCACUGCCAGUUGAACAUUAACAAGGCCAUGGUGCAGUAAUUGCUUUUAAGCAGAUCCCCUUGGCUGAUCAUGUAUUUGCAUUAGUAUUUAUCAUUUAUUUUUGGCAGUGCCAAAGUGUGCAAAAAUAUUACAAAAGCACAGAAGGGGACAUUGAGCUCUGCCUUGUGACACUUGGGAGUGGAAUGCAGAGGCAAAUACUGAAAUGAAAUCAUCAGCAGAAUGUGGUUCCCAGGAGCUUGGCCUUUGUUACCCUUUGUAUUGAUUUUGCUUUAAGCUAGUUUUAUCUCCAGUUUCUCAUCCAGUCCAUCAUCACGGAUGGAACUUGUACAAAUAUCUGUAAUUAUGUAAAUAUAAAGCCAAAUAAAUGUCAGCCCAGAAACCUGCUGACGUUUGCUUUGCAAACCAAAAUUUUGAGAAAAGUCCUAAGAACAGAGGAGAAGUCCUGAUGAUUUUCUUACUCUCACUUUACCGGAAAGCAAGCUUUUCUAAUGUCUCUUUAAUGACACAUUCUAAAACUAAAUGAAGCCCAGCUAAUACCACUGACAGAUUUCCUAUUAGCUAAUACUGGUAGAUUUCCAAGAACUUCACCACAAGUGGAGCUAUUGCUUGUUUUGGGUGCCUAGAGGAUCUCAUGUGAAAACCAGGAUAUGGCAGAUUGUCCUUUGGGCAUGGCAUGCAAACUUGUCUUGAAAACUUGAAGACUUUUAAAAGUGAGCCGAGAGCUGGAUUUUCAGAGACAUGAAAGCUGCAAACAGAUGCCUCCCAAUGUCUUCAAAAGCAUCUUGGUACCAUUGCAAAUGAAGCACAAAACUUGUAUGGAAGUGGUUUUGCACUGAAGGGAAAUAGUUACCAGAGGAAAAAAAAUCAUUAAUGUGAAAGGCAGAGCAUCCUGAUUAUUCUGCAUUUUUCAUGUUCAUUUCCUAUUUCAAUGCUGUGCAUAAGUAAGAUUUUUCCCUUUAUAAAUGAUACUAAAAUAGAUAAAGUGUGAAAAGUAGUUUGAUACUUGACAAAAUAAAUGCUUUCUUGGGAGAGUGAUAAUACUGAUGAGGAGAAUAACUUUGCUCAUAGGGUUUGGUGGUGUAGUAUCAGGGAUUCCCCAUAGGGUUGUGUUGGAAUGGUGUGACACACACAAACCAUUCCCAAAACAGGGCAAGCCAGUGGGGGACACCAGCCCCUGUCCUGCCUGCCAGACAGGAAAUAGAAGCAGGCAUGUACUGAGCAGAAGGUGACUUUAGUUCUUUGUAACUGUUUUUAAAGAUUUCUAUUUUAUAAGUCUGUAAGGAGAGAUGAUUUCUGAUAGUCAGAUAUGCUCUGUGCUGUCAGCCAGCUUUUCCCUCUUCUGUGCCUCACUCGCUGAGAUCUGACAGGUAAAAACCCCACAACUCCAGAGAGCAGGGAGCAUCCCAGCCAGUCUGGCUCACACACACCUGUUGGGGGGAAGGUACAAAUCUCUAAUUCAUAUUGAAUUCAUUCACACUGCAUUCCAAAAUUACUUGAGGGGUUUGGAUGAUAACAGUGUUAAAAUGGUUCUGCAUUUUCUAGGACAAAUCUGUUGCUUUUCAAGGUUUCUUCGAGAGAUGCAGGCUGUACAUUUCUAAUCAUCAGUAACUGUUUUGCUUUUAAACUUUCUUAUCACGAUACUGACUAAAUGGUUUGGAAUUUGAGGAGACAAGGGAGCAAGCUUGCAUACUACGGUAAUUUUUUAUACUUUACCUUCAUCUAUUUAUGAAUUUAUUAUGAAAAGUAUUUUUAAACAUGAAACCUGCUUUUGUCGUGAAUUUUAGCAAAGUAGUGGAUACAUUGUACUGUGUAUCAUUAAAAAGGUUUAAUUAAAGUAAACAUUUGGCAAUUAA